AUGGAUGGAUACAAGAAUGUCGUCGGUCAGAAUUCGGGCCAUUGGCCGAAGUUUUCGCCUCAGUCCCGCAGUGGACAAUCUGAUACUCAUCUUGGUAUCGAUCACGCUGCAUCUAUCACCGCCAAGGGUGGGAUGAUUGAUGGCAUCUCAGCCAGCCAUAGCAGCUCAAUAGGCGACCUAUGGCAGGUUUGGGGCAACGAAAAGGAGGAAGUGAUCCGUGGACCAUUCAACUACGGCACUAGCCAACCGGGCAAGGGUUUUCGGAGUCAGCUGCUUCAUGCCUUGAAUCAAUGCCUUCUCGUACCACAAGCAAGCUUCAAUAUAAUUUCGCGAGCUAUUGAGAUGUUGCAUGAGGCCUCGCUGCUCAUCGAUGAUAUUCAGGAUGAGUCUAAGCUCCGGCGUGGGCAACCUGCAGCCUACAAGAUUUUCGGUACUGGUCAAACGAUCAACUCGGCCAACUAUGCCUACUUCUUGGCGUUCCAGGAAAUAAUGAAGUUGAACAAUCCCGGCUUGAUGCAAAUAUUCCUUGAGGAGCUUCUAGCCCUGCAUCAAGGACAAGGCAUGGAGCUACACUGGAAAGAUUCACUAAAAUGCCCCUCUGAAAUCGAAUAUUUUCAGAUGGCUUCGAAGAAGACAGGCGGCCUUUUUCGUCUGGGUACUCGACUCAUGCAAGCGGAGUCAUCCCUCUGUGUUGAUAUAGUUCCGUUCAUCAACCUACUUGGCAUCAUCUUUCAGAUUCGGGAUGAUUAUUCGAAUCUCAAAUCUGCUGAAUACGCAGCUACGAAAGGCCCGUGCGAAGAUUUGACUGAAGGAAAAUUUUCCUUCCCCAUCAUGCACAGCAUUCAUAAGUACCCUCACAACUCGGAGCUCUACCAUAUCAUCCGGCAGAGGACAACUGACGAGCAGACUAUGACCUACACAGUCGAGUAUCUUGAAAGAACUGGAAGCUUUGAAUAUACGCGUCAAAUGAUAAGCGUCCUGGUUCAAAAGGCUAGAGAGGAGAUUGCUCGUCUAGGCUUAGAGCCCGAAAGAACUAGAGGUCUUGUUCGUAUUUUGGAAAAGAUGACCUUUUAA
Molecule: messenger RNA, 1074 nt
Organism: Clonostachys byssicola
Lineage: Eukaryota; Fungi; Ascomycota; Sordariomycetes; Hypocreales; Bionectriaceae
Source: the annotation of a GenBank genome assembly